This is a messenger RNA of Brassica napus (rape), 3050 nucleotides long. RefSeq lists its product as uncharacterized. The record is from RefSeq and is a predicted model, not a curated record. The coding region runs from base 287 to 1489 and encodes 400 amino acids. The transcript has 2 exons. Lineage: Eukaryota; Viridiplantae; Streptophyta; Magnoliopsida; Brassicales; Brassicaceae.
CAUUCCAAUGUCUUUGCGUAGGUGAUAUGAUCAUGGACCAGCCAAACAAAGAAGAUAAUGAGAGCAUGGAUGAUCCAGCUGAUGGAGGAGCUAUAGCCAUAUCUGAAGGUCCUAUGACUCGAGCCAGAAGCAAGCAACUCAAAGAAGCCAUUGGAGGAUUACUUAAGACAUCACUGAAGCAAGAAGAGAGUCUUGGAAGAAGCUUGAUCAACCAAGACACACUUGCCACAAUUCAAGCCAUCUCAGCUCCAAGAUAGACAUCAAAUGAGCAAGUAACAUAUGUACCAUGGCAGGAGAUCAAAAAGGAGAACUCACUAAGGAUGAAAAGCUUUUACUUAAGGUUAUGAGUGCUCAGAUGCAGGAGAAGAUGAAAGCCAGCCUUGAUAAAUUCCGGCAUGAGUUGAGACAGGAACUCCAACAAGCUACUGGUCAGAGUUUUGAGUCUAGAAGCAGUGAGAGGAGACAAAGACGUGGGCAUGAAGGCCGAAGCAAUCACAAAGAUAAAUUGGCUGAUCAAAAGCUAAAAAUCCCUCCUUUCUAUGGUGAUGCUGACCCUGCUGCAUACGUGGAGUGGGAAGAGAAAAUGGAGUUGAUUUUUAACUGUCAACACUCUGCUGAAAGAAAGAAGGUUCAAAUGGCUACUGCUGAGUUUUAUGGUUAUGCUUCAAAUUGGUGGAAUCAAUUGGUGUCGUCUAGGAGACACUAUGGAAAAGAACCAGUUACAACCUGGGUUAAAUUAAGGGCUUUGAUGCGUCAUAAGUAUGUUCCAAGACAGUACAAUAAGGAAGUGCUUCGAAAACAGUCUGAAACAAAGCCAUGCUCUGCAAACUCAGUUCAGAAACAACAAGUCAGUAUGAGAUCAAUUCCAGCCAGUGUUAUUGGUUUACCUAGCAAGACAACAAGCUGGUUCAGUGAGGAGGACAUAAAGAAGCUGUCUCAAGUGGUGGUGGAUGUGGAAAAGCAACUCAAAAGGACCAACACAGCACGUCCAUCCAUUGAAACACAGCACCAAGAACCAGUUACUACUGUCUCAGAACUCAAAAAUGUAGAACCAGAGUCAGCUGCACCAAUUCAAGAAGUCCAAACCGAAACAUCUAUGGAGAAGGAAAAUUCUGAGACAGGACAAGAGUGUUCUCUUUUCUUACCUCAGUCUGAAUUUAAUUUUAAUAAUUCCUUUGAUGAACUAACUUGUCUUGAACCGGUGCAAUCGAGUAGCAUUGUUUUAUUGUCACAGGUUGUAAAAGAAGAUUCAGCAGAAAGAGAACCAGAGCAAUCAACACAAGGAGAAAAGUUGGAACAGCCGAACAGCUUGCAGUCAAAUACAACUCCUGAAUCCUUGUCUUAUGACCUGCAAAAGCACUGUAAGGAGUUUAAUAUGGUUACUUCUGUGCCUGAAAUGUUUCUUAUGGUUAGUACUCAUGAUGUGAAACGUUUUGGUCUUGACAAAGUUAAAGAUUUUUGUGUUUCAAACUCUGUACAGCAUGCUUAAAACUUUCAAAGAACUUGAACCAGAUAAACUUUUUGAUCAAAAAUAUUUUCAAUAUGGUAAUAAAAACUUUUCUGGUCAUGUUUUGAGUUUUGAACAAUUUAUGAAUCACCAUGAAAAGAUUUUAGAACCUGUUUUCAAGCCAACCGAGUUCUAUUUUAGAAAACCUUUUGCCUUGUUUGCUAGAACUGAAGAAAAUAGUUUUGUUGUGAACUUUCCUAGGCAUGAACUGAUCUCUGAUUAUUUUCUUGCACCCACAUAUGUUUUGAAAGAACCUAGGAAGUUGCAUGAACCGAAAUUGCAUCAUUCUGAUGUUAGGGUUGAAAUUGUGAAGUCUGCAAAUAUCUCUGAGUUUGAGCUUGACUGUUUGUGUGCUAAAAAUGAUUCUAAACGUGUAGGGUUGUUCUUUGAGGAUAUUCUAGUGUAUAACACUUUCUUUGAAAAACCUGUUCCACAAUUGAAACUAGAGUUCACUGAUUCUGAAUAUAUGAACUUAAUCCUUGAUGAUAUUUGGGUCUGCAAUAUUUUCUUUGAUAUGCAUAAUAGAUGGAGGAAUCAUAUGGUUUUGUGCUUUGGAGACAUUCUGGUCUACAACACUUUCUUUGACAUGAUAACACACUUGUCUUGUCCAAAACAAGCUGAAAAAGGUACAGGUAAAAAAAAGGGCUAUAAUGAUCAGAGUAUCAAUGAUGAGUCCUUUGCUAAGUUGGAGAUGCAACAAUCAAAUCUUGGAAACUGUCCAGCCGCCAGCUUUGACACAGGAGCAGUCCGAGGAUCAUAUCUCAGCAACCAGAAGGAAUUAAGCAACAAACUCGACUUCCAUGGAAACUUAACUCAUCAGGGGCUCAAGGUGAAUUGGAAUCAUGCCCAAAGCUUCUCAGGAGAAAGAGUUAUGGGCUCUACAAGUCAGGUGAACCUGUGUUUGCUUUGUUUGAAAUUUUCUGAGUUUAGAACAUCUCAAUUCUAUCUAUGGCGACCAGGUGAGUAUGUUAAUGUAAGUGAUCAUGUUUUCAAGAAUUCUUUUAUCACUGAUUAUACAGAUAUGAUGCACUUGUCUUUGUCAAAAGAGCCAUGUGCAGAUUUUAAGAGAGCUUGGAAGCAUAUAAGAAGAAACUACAAAAAUGAGGAAGAUAAGAGAUUCAAACCACCUGAUCUAGACCAGGAUAACCACCAAGACGUCCCUGGCUUUAUCAUCAUCAAAGAAGCACCUCCAGAUGCAGCCUACAAUCCAAAACCGAGCAGAAACAAAUUUGGGAUAAGACUCUUACUUUAUGACAACUUCGCAUGUGCUAACUUGUUUUGUUUCAGUGUGUGUGAAUCAGGUUUGGGGAAUGCAUCAGGAGUAUGGAGAGCCCAACGUAUCAGUUCCUUCUACCAAACAAAUCCAGUCAGCAACAAUGCCUAUCAAAGAGGCUUGCAAGGUAAGUGUAAUCUGAUUAUCAACGUUAAUGUUACUGACUUGGCUCCUUUUGUUGCAGAUGAGCUAGAUUUGAGGACAAAUCCUUUUCAAGAGGGAGGGGAUGAUAUGAUCAUGGACCAGCCAAACAAAGAAGAUAAUGAGAGC